AUGGUCCAGGAGACUGCAUCAGUGAGGACCGCGCAGCUGGCGGGAGAGGCAAGGCGACCUCCAGGGCUCAGACGCAGGUCGGGAGUCGAAGGCGCGACCAGGCGAGCGAUGGCCGGGCGAGGAAUUGCGGUCCGCAGACCCGGGUGCCCCAUCACUGGAGUCCAAGAAAGCCAUGGCCUUGCUGCGUUGUUAGAACAAGCUGGAUAUAGAUUCGAGCAGAAGAAUGGGCAGAGAGUUUUUGGGCCCCCGUACUUCUGGGACGGACCCCCGCCCGAGAAAGGCUGCGAAGUGUUCGUGGCAAACCUCCCUCGCAAUGCGUUUGAGGACGAGCUGUUCCCGCUGUUCAGCAGGGCAGGGACUAUAUACCAGAUGAGACUAAUGAUCGACUUCUCUGGCACAAACAGAGGAUUUGGCUUCGUUCAGUUCACCAGUCCGGAAGAAGCUCGCUCUGCCAUCACCACUGUUAACCAACUUGAAAUACGACCCGGAGUUUGCGUCCGAGUUUUCAAAUCCAUCGACAAUCGACGCCUGUACGUCGGCAACAUAGCGAAAGAAAUGUCGGCAGCUGAGUUGACCAGCUUCUUCACAAGAGAGGUUGCAGGGGUUGUUGACGUGAUAGUGUACCACGCAAUCAACAACAAGUCUUUAAACAGAGGAUUCGUGUUCUUGGAGUUUGCAAGUCACGCAGAAGCAGUAUGUGCCCGCAGACAGUUGAAACUUACAUUCGUGCAGUCUGGCCAUCCCUUAGUUGUAGACUGGGCAGUUCCUGAACCUGAAGUUCCAGACCAUAUCAUGAAGAAGGUAAAGGUUUUGUAUGUGCGAAAUUUACUCCUUUCUACAACAGAAUUUAUUAUUUGGAAUGCCAUGACGUCAAUUGUAGGAAAUGCAGUCGUGAAAGUGAAAAAAAUAAAUGAUUUUGCCUUUGUACAUUUUACAACACGUUGUAAGGCAGAAAUGGCACUCAUGUUUUGGAACAGUGUGCCGGGGGCGGCGUUGUGGUGCCUGGGCAGGGUCAGCGGCUGA
Bacillus rossius redtenbacheri is the source of this 1023-nucleotide messenger RNA. RefSeq names its product probable RNA-binding protein 46. The record is from RefSeq and is a predicted model, not a curated record. The coding region runs from base 1 to 1023 and encodes 340 amino acids. Gene Ontology annotation, cellular component: nucleus. NCBI's taxonomy places the organism in Eukaryota, Metazoa, Arthropoda, Insecta, Phasmatodea, Bacillidae. The transcript is spliced from 5 exons. Gene Ontology annotation, molecular function: mRNA binding.